This is a messenger RNA of Linum tenue, 2386 nucleotides long. The record is from the annotation of a GenBank genome assembly. Lineage: Eukaryota; Viridiplantae; Streptophyta; Magnoliopsida; Malpighiales; Linaceae.
AUUGUACUCUUUGCCGCUCUUGGGAAAAUCCCCGCCAAAACUAGAGACACUUCCGUUCCUUGCUUUUUCUCUUGUUUCUCGCCGUUGUGCUUCAGUGUCCUGCAGCAUCCCGCUCCGUCAUCUCCCCGAGAUCGUUUCGCCCAGCUCGGGGCCUCGGGUUCAGAGGGCCGUUACUUGAGAGCUCCCAGCUCAUAGUUAAUUGCCAUGGAAUUCAGUUACUGUGUGGUGUUCUAAUGUCACAUUGAUGCAAAAUCCCUAAACAGUGCGAGAAUUUCCGUCCUGCUCUACUUGGAGAUGGGGAAAAGAAGUAGCGUAAUGAUUAUAUCAUCGGAUGACGAUGAAGAUAGUCCGAGGUCGUCGAGUAGGAGGACUCGUAGCCACAAGAAGAUUAAACCGAAGCAGCAGUUGCUCACUCUUACUAACCCUAGGGAACCGAAGACGACGAAGAAGAAACCUAACAUUUCGAAUAGUUCCCAACCACGAUUGAGCAGAGAAUCCAGCUUCGUAGAUGAGAUCAGAUUAUCAUUUGAAGAAUUCGAUCAAUGCUUGUCUCGGUCAAAGGUAUCAUCCGGUUGUGGGAGUACGAAUGCCAGUGAACUAUGGGUGGAUAAGUAUAAACCUCAGGCUUUGGAAGAACUUGCUGUGCACAAGAAGAAGGUAGAGGAAGUUAAGAGAUGGUUUGAGGAAAAAUUGAACGCUUCGAAGUCUUUGCAGGGGAGUUCCGAGAGUAAUGUUCUCAUCAUAACUGGACAAGCAGGGGUCGGGAAGUCUGCAACCAUCCGUGUUAUGGCAUCUCAAUUUGGAGUCACAUUGUAUGAAUGGAACACGCCUAUCCCUACAACAUGGCGUGAGCAUGUGCAUAAUUCUGAUACAGGAAUACGAUACACCUCAAAGUUGGAUGAAUUUGUUAACUUUGUUGAGAAAAUAAGGAAAUAUGGGUUACUUCCUUCGUCCAUUAGUAUAGCACCCAAGGAAUUGUUUGUACUCUUGAUCGAUGAUCUUCCUUUGGUAAACGGACGAACUGCUUUGGAGAAGCUUCAAAACUGCUUGCUUAUUCUUACAAGAUCAGCUCAACUACCAACUAUUGUCGUGGUCACUGAUGGUGGCAAAGAAGAUUCGGCAGACCAAGCUUCCCGAUGCUUGGAAGAACUUCAGAAUUCUGUUCAGAGUGCUGGGGCUAGUAAGGUUGCGUUUAACCCCAUCACUCAUAAUUCAAUGAAGAAGGUGCUUACCAGAAUAUGCAUCCAGGAGCAAUAUAAUGUAUCUGCAGAUCAGAUUAAUCUAAUAGCCAAAGCCAGUGGGGGUGAUAUCAGACAUGCAAUUACAUCUUUACAGCUCUUUUGUGUUAAGCCAGAUCCAAAGGAAAAUGUUUCAUUGCUCAGUUCCAGUUUGAGUUGCUCAAGUGUAAACGCUGAAGAAAUCGAUGAUUUGGUCAAAGGGGUUUCUUCACUUUUCGGCAAAGACGAGACUCUCUCGUUAUUCCAUGCCCUGGGAAAGUUUCUUUAUAACAAAAGAGAAACUGAAGUUAGUCUCACAUUGGCAGACCAAGAUGCAUUUCUGGUACAGGAAAAGUUCUACAGGUUCCCAUUGCAAAUGGAAGCUCCGGAAAAGGUUCUUUCUCAAUCACACGGGCAAGCAAGACUGAUUGCUGAUUUUCUUCAUGAAAAUAAUUUGGAUUUCAUAAGUGAUCAAGCGAUGGAGGAUGCCUGGGAAGUAGCCACUUAUUUAAGUGAUGCAGACUUGCUGCUGUCUUCCUUCAGAGCACUGCUGGCCAGACACAACGAGGCGGAGCAUAAUGUACUUCAGUCAGCUGCAGCAUCAGUUGCUUGUCGUGGAGUGUUAUUUGGCAAUGCUCACCCUUCACCUCGCAGGUGGCAUUCCAUUCGGAAGCCAAAGCUAUGGCAGGUGGAGCGUUCAAUGCUAGAUAAUAAAAAACAGAUUGGAACACAGAGGUUUGUGGCGUAUGGUGGACGCAGCUCCAUGGAUCUGACAGGCUUGGCUAUCGAGUACACAAGCAUGUUAAGGUUACAAGGAAAUAGAGCGUCUGGUCAUGGGUUAAACCAAAGCGCUGAGAUUACAGAUUUCGAGGAAGCAAGCGAGAUUUCUGAUGAUGGGAUUGAAGAUUUCAGUGACUAGGAAAGGAACAUCGGCGAGGGAUCAUUUCUUGCUGCUGUUAAUGAAAAGUAAAUUUGUAGUCACUGAGCAGAAGUUAAGUUGUUUCCUUCUUUUGUUUUUUAUUUUAUUCAGUGAUUUUUCAACUGAGUUUUAUACCCCGCUGAUUCAUAUACCAACCAUCUGGGGUUUAUCUUUGUUGUUUGCUUCUUUUCUUCUGGCGCAGGUGUUAAAUUGUUACAACCAGACUUGUGCGUUAAAUAUCCAAAUUAAG